GCGCAAGCGCACUGCGUUGCUAGUCUUGGGACCUCUUUCCAAGAGACUAUGGCGCUCAACAAGAAUCACUCGGAGGGCGGCGGAGUGAUCGUCAACAACACCGAGAGCAUCCUCAUGUCCUAUGAGCAUGUCGAACUUACGUUCAAUGACAUGAAGAAUGUGCCGGAGGCCUUCAAAGGGACCAAGAAAGGCACCGUCUACCUUACCCCGUACCGGGUCAUCUUUCUGUCCAAGGGGAAGGAUGCCAUGCGGUCCUUCAUGAUGCCCUUCUACCUGAUGAAGGACUGUGAGAUCAAACAGCCCGUGUUCGGUGCAAACUACAUCAAGGGGACGGUGCAGGCCGAGGCAGGAGGUGGCUGGGAAGGCUCUGCCUCAUACAAGCUGACCUUCACGGCGGGGGGCGCCAUCGAGUUCGGGCAGCGCAUGCUGCAGGUGGCCUCGCAAGCCUCCCGAGGCGAAGCCCCCCCUGGAGCCUAUGGGUACUCCUACCUGCCCAGCGGGCCCUAUGUCUUCCCCCCGCCCGUCGCCAAUGGAAUGUACCCCUGCCCUCCUGGCUACCCCUACCCACCGCCCCCACCUGAGUUCUAUCCAGGACCUCCCAUGAUGGACGGGGCCAUGGGAUACGUGCAGCCCCCACCACCGCCCUACCCGGGGCCCAUGGAACCGCCGGUCAGCGGCCCUGAGGUCCCCUCCACUCCUGCAGCCGAAGCCAAGGCCGCAGAAGCAGCUGCCAGCGCCUACUACAACCCGGACAACCCGCACACCGUCUACAUGCCCACGAACCAGCCUCCGCCCCCUCCCUACUACCCCCCGGAGGAUAAGAAGACCCAGUAGACCCCCCGCCUCCUGCCUCUCAUCACUCAUCCUCGUUCCUUCCCUCCCCUUGGGGCCGGGGCUGGGGUGGGGUGCUGGGGAGGCCUUGUUCUUCCUCCAGGUCUGACUAUAAAACACUUGCCAGGAACGGGCGUCGAUGAAAAGGAGGGGCCCCUGACUGGGAGCUGCACCCCCAGCUCCCCACACCAUCCCGGGCCCACACGUGCCCAGCGCACUUCCUCGCAGCAUCCGGGCUCUCCUCGGGGUGCGGGGUCCCCCAGUUCCUGUCUUGCUCUAGUAGCUUCUGCCCACGGAGGGACUCUGGCCACCUCCUCUGCCGCAGUCCAGCUCCCUCGUUUGGCGGCCACGUCCUCAGCCUCCGGUCCUCCCGAGGGCCGCAGCCCUGCCCACACUCCCUGCCCGCGGCCUGGGCCUGGCCGCGGAGGCCCCUCCGCCCGACUCUCCGCUCACAUUCCGCCCCAGCACCUCCGGCCGUCACCCUGCCUCCCCGUGUGCGGAGCUUUAACAUGAGCUUCCAGGGGGCGGCAUUCCGGCCGGGCACCGAGGCUCCUGUUUCUGGGGUUGGCUUCCCUCGGCCCCUUUCCCGUCCAGAGGGGCUCCUGGGACUGGAGAACGCGUGUGCGUCCCAGCAUGCCACUGCUGGGUGGGCUGGAACACGGGCCGCUGCGCCCGGACCUGCCUGGAUGCGGCUGACCCGACGGCCCACGCCCCUCGCCGGCCCUCUUCCCCUUAGGCUUCCACCUGGUUGGCGACGUGCCCCGUGCACUCAGACUUGCCCCCCCCACCCCCCCGCUCCUGGACUGCCGUGAAGUGAGGAGGUGGUUAUGUAAAGAGAAUGCCCUAUUUAUUUGACAAAACAAUUCCAGUUAAUAUAUUAAUGUGAAAUAAACCCUGUUUGCACCUUGAUUUGUUUGCUGAAAAUGUGAAGCAGUAAAAGUGAAGUAACUGGA
Eptesicus fuscus (big brown bat) is the source of this 1784-nucleotide messenger RNA. RefSeq names its product WW domain binding protein 2 (gene WBP2). Lineage: Eukaryota; Metazoa; Chordata; Mammalia; Chiroptera; Vespertilionidae. Bases 49 to 834 code for a protein of 261 amino acids. The transcript is spliced from 8 exons. Gene Ontology annotation, molecular function: chromatin DNA binding; transcription coactivator activity. The record is from RefSeq and is a predicted model, not a curated record. Gene Ontology annotation, biological process: positive regulation of DNA-templated transcription. Gene Ontology annotation, cellular component: nucleus.